AAUUAUCAGCUGAUCCUGCUGGCUGUUGUUGAUGCCUGAAGUUGCUGUUGUUGGGGCACUGUGUUGCUCUUAUCUGCUCCUGACACUGGACACAUAUUAAACCCGAGAAAGGGACACGGUGGGCAUUAAGCAUUACCGCCUCACGAGCUUCUAAGUGACAAGGGAAGCGUCUCGCAGCGAGGACUUUGAAUUUGCGCACUAGCUGCUGAAGAGCUAGCUUCAAAGCUUGAAGCUCCGGUGAGAGGAAGAAAGAGAGACAGCAGACCGCUCUACGUGCUUUGUUUACGUCGUGCCAGUCUUAACUGCGAUAUUUAUUUUUUUCUUUGUCUUGAUUGAAUGUGGAUUUUGUUUCCUCACCUAGACUAUUUACAUGUAUACUUCAUUACCAGUACACUAGUGGCAGCUAGCUCAUCAGCUAACGUUAGCCCAUAGCGCAUAUAAACAGUGUUGUUGUCGAGCGCUGAUGCUUUCGUAACUGCCCGCCUCUGACAGAUAACAACAGCUAACAGUGUCAAUAUUCAGGCUCUGAGAAAGUGUUGUCGUGCCUCUAUUUUCCAGCUGUUUGUCCCUGGAUCAGGUGCUGUUUUGGAGACGCAGGGCAGCACGGAAACCGGACAAGUUGAUAAUAAGAGCUCUUAGCAGAUCAUUGUGGUUAAUGAACACGUCCGUCUUAUCUGUUGGUUUAUUCCCGACUUCGAGUGGAUUGCAUUUUUUUUCAUCUGCAUCGAUUUUAAAACCAAGCGGACAAGUAAUAGGUUAACUGACAGCUGGCCUUGUUCGUUUUAGGUUGCCUGACAGGUUGCGUAAUUUGUUUUGCUACAAGCUGUCAGUAUUUCCUGGGUAACUUGUUAAAUAGAUUAUAAUUUUUUUUAACGUAUGCAUUUACUACGAGGCUCUGUGGAUGUCAUUUUAAAUAUUAAACACACUUGUGAGAAAGGGACCACUCUUUACCAUAUAUGUAUUAGUUGCUUGAUGGUCACAUUUAGAACAAUUACUCAAUAGAGUUAUGAAUUAGAGUAGACAGAUCUUAAACUAUUGUGAGACUGUGUUGUGAUCAGGGAGAGACAAGCGAGGAAAAAAGGGUCCCUCAGAGGGUCCCAUUGUGUCUUGAGGUGAGGUGAGCUGCCCUGCCACUACUUGUCAAUGCUGGAUCUUGAGGUGGUGCCUGAGAGAUCACUAGGAAAUGAGCAAUGGGAAUUCGCCUUAGGGAUGCCAUUGGCCCAGGCCAUCUCUAUCCUGCAGAAACACUGCCGCAUUAUCAAAAACGUCCAGGUGCUAUACAGUGAACAGACGCCACUCAGCCAUGACCUCAUACUGAAUUUGACUCAGGAUGGGAUUAAACUGCUGUUUGAUGCCACAAAUCAGAGACUCAAGGUGAUUGAAGUGUACGACCUGAGCAAAGUCAAGCUGAAAUAUUGUGGAGUCCAUUUCAACUCUCAGGCCAUUGCCCCCACAAUAGAGCAAAUAGACCAGUCAUUUGGAGCUACACACCCUGGAGUUUACAAUGCUGCAGAGCAGUUGUUCCAUCUCAACUUUCGAGGCCUGUCCUUCUCCUUCCAACUGGACUCGUGGAAUGAAGCUCCAAAAUAUGAGGUGAGAAUCAAUGUGCUUGUCAGCCAGUUAAAGAAGGGCAGCCUUGUAGUUGAAAUGAUUACCCUUCACAUGGAACAGUCUGAGGUCAUGUUCUAUGUUUGCCUUGAGCACGGCUUGAUGUUGUUAUGUGAUGAUAACAAAAGAUGUGUAACAGAAUGAUGAAACA
Messenger RNA from Notothenia coriiceps (black rockcod), 1759 nucleotides. RefSeq names its product UPF0183 protein C16orf70 homolog. The coding region runs from base 1144 to 1752 and encodes 202 amino acids. NCBI's taxonomy places the organism in Eukaryota, Metazoa, Chordata, Actinopteri, Perciformes, Nototheniidae. Gene Ontology annotation, biological process: Golgi to plasma membrane protein transport. The record is from RefSeq and is a predicted model, not a curated record. The transcript has 6 exons. Gene Ontology annotation, cellular component: trans-Golgi network; dendrite; synaptic vesicle membrane.